UAAUGCCGCGCUGCCUCCAGCUGCCACAGUCAACACUGACACUUCUGAACCAUGAAGACCUUCAUCAUUGUUGCCGCCCUGGCCGCCUUCUGCUUGGUGGACACAAGCGCUGCUCCUGCACCAGAUGCUGAGCCCGGAUACCUUGGCGGCUUCGGAGGCUUUGGAGGGUUUGGUCGAGGCUUCGGGCUAGGAUAUGGAGGAUACGGAGGAUAUGGAGGCUACGGAGGAUAUGGAGGCUACGGAGGCUUCUAUCGUGGAAAGAGGAGCGCUGAGCCUGCUGCUGAGCCUGAAGCUAAUCCAGGUUACCUUGGCGGCUUCGGUCGAGGCUUCGGCGGCUUCGGUCGAGGCUUCGGCGGAGGCUUCGGCGGCAUUGGAGGCUUCGGGAGAGGAUAUGGAGGGUAUGGAGGCUACGGAUACUAUGGUUGAACACAAGCUGUUGUCAGCUGAGCCUUCUAUUUGUUUUGUGUCUUUGAAUCUAUAAAAAAUAAAAACUUUCAAGCAUAAA
Messenger RNA from Procambarus clarkii (red swamp crayfish), 505 nucleotides. RefSeq names its product shematrin-like protein 2. The record is from RefSeq and is a predicted model, not a curated record. Lineage: Eukaryota; Metazoa; Arthropoda; Malacostraca; Decapoda; Cambaridae.